Suillus fuscotomentosus is the source of this 1161-nucleotide messenger RNA. Its product is annotated as Coproporphyrinogen III oxidase. Lineage: Eukaryota; Fungi; Basidiomycota; Agaricomycetes; Boletales; Suillaceae. The transcript has a single exon. Gene Ontology annotation, molecular function: coproporphyrinogen oxidase activity. Bases 91 to 1146 code for a protein of 351 amino acids. Gene Ontology annotation, cellular component: cytoplasm; mitochondrial intermembrane space. The record is from RefSeq and is a predicted model, not a curated record.
CCCCAUUGACGUGACGUGUUGAUCGAGGAUAGAUAAUCUCUUAAGCAUCUCGUAUAUGCAGGUAUAAUAGUCUGAAAGCCUUAGAUCAAGAUGGAAGCCCCUACCAUGCGCCACCGUUUCGAAGAAUACAUCUUCGGUCUCCAAGAGGAGAUCAUCACUUCCUUUGAAACCCUCGAUCCCAAUGCUCCAAAAUUCAAACGUGACUCUUGGCAACGAGCACAUCAGGGAGGCAAGGGUGUAUCGGGCGUCUUCUUUGUUCCCCCUUCCACAGAUGGAUCACCCGGCCAACAAACAAUCCUGGAGAAGGCUGGUGUCAAUAUAUCUGUCGUACACGGCAUGCUCCCCCCUGCUGCAAUCAAAGAGAUGCGUGCAGAUCACUCCUCUAUCCCCUACGACGGGAAAACUAGUCUUCCGUUUUUUGCGGCUGGAAUAAGCCUCGUCGUGCAUCCUCGCAAUCCCCAUGCUCCCACUGUGCAUGCCAAUUAUCGCUAUUUCGAGAUCUCGGAGAAAGCCGCUGAGGGUGAGGGUACUAGCAAGGUUGUUGCAUGGUGGUUUGGAGGAGGCUCUGAUCUCACGCCUUCGUACCUCUACGAUGAAGAUGCACGUCACUUCCAUACGACGUUGCAGAAGGCCUGCAACCAACAUGGCAGCGAACUAUACCCUGUGUUCAAGAAGUGGUGUGACGAAUAUUUCUAUAUCGUCCACCGUCAAGAAACCAGAGGGGUCGGAGGACUCUUCUUUGACGAUCUCAGCACUGAGAAGCAUGCUCGGCUCUCAGAGGAUAUCAAACGACCUCGAUCGUCAGAGGAGAUAUUCGACUUCAUAAAAGCAGUGGGAAAUUCAUUUGUCCCCUCCUACUUGCCCAUUCUUGAGCGUAGGAUGUCGAUGCCCAGCACCGACCAACAAAGACGCUGGCAGCUGAUACGCAGGGGGCGUUAUGUCGAAUUCAACCUCGUGUACGACAGAGGUACCAAGUUUGGGUUGAAAACGCCUUCUGCGCGUAUUGAAAGCAUCUUGAUGAGCCUUCCGGAGACUGCAAGGUGGGAGUAUAUGACGGACAUGGGAUCAGAUUUAGAGAGUGAGGAAGGGCGGUUGAUUGCAGUUUUGAAACAGCCCGUCGAUUGGGCUGGUUUGGAGAACUUGUAGCGAUGAUUUUUCAGC